UCCAUCAAAGGAAAGAGAAAAUCCCCGCAAGGCAAUCUGUUCUGUUCAAUUGGCGCACAGCUUGCGCCAAUUGAAGAGGAUAAGAUGAUCUUUUCCCGAACAUCCCCCGUUUAAUUUUCAGUCAUCGGCGAAAGCGCUACCUAAUUCUAAUGGAUAUGAGACUCCUCUCCGUCUGCCGCAUUGAUUCCCCUCCUCUCUUCCUCAAAUCAAUUCCUUCCUUCCGAAUUCACCCUCCUGUUCUUAAGCCCUCCCGCCGUCGACGCCAUCGUUUUCCCAUAAAUUCCGUUUCGCAGAACCCAUUUCAAUCCAGCGAAUUGAUUCCUAAAACCCUAGAAAACCCACAACCUAAAACUCUUUUCCCAAGUGGGUUCAAGCGGCCGGAGAUUAAAGUGCCUUGUGUGGUGCUGCAAUUGGAUGUAGCCGAGGUUUUGGGCGGUGGGGAUGCGUUGGAUUUGAUCGAUCGGGCUUUGUCCAAGUGGGUUCGGAUCGUGGUGCUCAAUUCUGGCGAAGGCGGUGGCGGUAAGCUCUACGAAGCUGCCUGUAAAUUGAAGUCGGUGGUCGGAGAUCGAGCUUAUUUGUUGAUAGCUGAGCGUGUCGACAUUGCCACUGCCGUUAAUGCCAGUGGAGUUCUCCUCUCCGAUCAAGGUCUUCCUCCUAUUGUGGCCAGGAACACCAUGCUGGAUUCUACAUCGGAUUCCCUGUUUCUACCUCUGGUAGCAAGGAAUGUAAAAUCCUCAAUUUCAGCUGUAAAUGCAUCAAAAUCUGAAGGUGCUGAUUUUCUUUUAUAUGAUUUUGAUAAAGAGAAGCUUGAUAUGACAACAACAGAUUCUGUGUUCAUGAAUGUAAAGAUACCAAUAUUUAUACCGUUCUCCUCAUAUGGAAAGAACACAACGUUUCAUGAAGCUUUAAAAUGGCUGGAAUUUGGUGCAAGUGGCUUAGUAAUCUCUUUGCAAGCGUUGAGGCUGAUUAGCGAUGAUGCUGUUGGUAAAUUAUUUGACUCCACAUUUACAGACAGUGGAAGAAAGGAGGACGAUAUUAAUACGUCUGGUUCGUUGAACUUGAACAUGGCCAAUGGUGCUCUUGGAGCAACACAAGUAGCUGGAUUUGCUAAUUUGGAAGAUAGAGAAAAACAAGUCAUAGUUACAGAGAAAUUAGUAUUGCGUGAAGCCAUAAAUAUUAUUCAGAAAGCUGCUCCACUGAUGGCGGAGGUUUCGCUGCUCAAUGAUUCAGUGUCACAAAUUGAUGAGCCAUUUAUGCUGGCUAUAGUGGGUGAAUUUAACUCCGGAAAGUCAACAGUUAUUAAUGCAUUGCUUGGAAGGAGAUAUCUAAAAGAUGGGGUUGUUCCGACGACUAAUGAGAUAACUUUCUUGAGGUUCUCCGAGUUAAGUUCUAAUGAACAACAACAAUGUGAACGACAUCCAGAUGGUCAAUAUAUAUGCUAUCUUCCUGCUCCCAUCCUUAAUGAAAUGAACAUUGUUGAUACACCUGGUACUAACGUCAUUCUUGAAAGGCAACAACGGCUAACGGAGGAAUUUGUGCCUCGUGCAGAUUUGCUGCUUUUUGUUAUCUCUGCUGAUCGCCCAUUGACCGAGAGUGAGGUUAAUUUUCUUCGUUACACACAGCAGUGGAAGAAGAAAGUGGUGUUCGUGUUGAAUAAAUCUGACCUUUAUCAGAAUAGCCACGAGCUGGAGGAAGCCCUAUCCUUUGUCAAGGAAAAUGCAGCGAAACUGUUGAAUGCUGAACACGUCUGUGUAUUUCCAGUAUCUGCACGGUCUGCUCUGGAAGAAAAACUUUCUGCUUCUCUGGAGAGUGGCGAAGCCUUAUUGCCCUCUAAUUCUUAUUCGAGAGGCAGUAGCUUCCACGAACUUGAAAAUUUCUUGUACAGCUUCUUAGAUGGAUCAACAAGUAAUGGAAUGGAAAGAAUGAAGCUUAAACUUCAAACACCUGUUUCAAUCGCAGAACGGCUACUUUCUGCAGCCGAAACUCUCGUGAGACAAGACAUACAGUUAGCCAAACAGGAUUUGGCGUCUUUAAAUGAAUUAGUUGAUGGCGUAAGAAAUUAUGGAACAAAGAUGGAAAACGAAAGUAUCACUUGGAGAAGACAAGCUUUUUCACUGAUUGAUUCUACCCAAUCACGUAUUAUGAAGCUCACAGAAUCCACAUUAGAAUUAUCAAAUGUUGAUAUAGCUGCAUAUUAUGUCUUGAAAGGGGAAAAGUCUUCCACUGCAUCAGCUACCUUGAAGAUUCCAAAUGACAUCAUUUCUCUAGCACUAUCCGAUGCACAAAAACUUCUCCAAGACUAUAAAUCCUGGCUGCAAUCAGGCAAUGCUCAGGAAGGAAGAAUGUACCAGGAAUCCUUGGAGAAACUAUGGCCAUCUAUCGUCUUUCCGACUACUGAGAUGCCUUCUGAAACCUAUGAGUUGCUGAAAAAAGUAGAUGAUCUAAGCCUGAAAGUAAUUAAGAAUUUUAGUCCGAGUGCUGCUUCCAAACUGUUUAACCAAGAAAUUCGUGAAGCGUUUUUGGGAACUUUUGGUGGACUUGGGGCUGCUGGUUUUUCUGCUUCGCUUCUGACUUCAGUACUUCCCACCACAACGGAAGAUCUUCUUGCUCUUGGCCUUUGUUCUGCUGGCGGAUUUUGGGCAAUUUCGAACUUUCCAAUUCGUAGGCAACAGUUGAUUAGUAAGGUAAAAAGAACGGCAGAUGGAUUUGCUCGAGAGCUCGAAGCUGCUAUGCAGGAGGAUCUCAAUGAAGCAGUUCGAAAUUUGGAAGCAUUUGUGAGCACCAUAAGCAAGCCGUAUCGAGAUCAAGCACAAAAUAGGUUAGACAAACUAUUGGAGAUUCAAGAUGAAUUGUCCAAUGUUGGAAAAAGAUUACAAAAAUUACAAAAUGAUAUUCAAAGUCUUCAUGUAUCAUGACUAAACAAGCCAUAUCUAAAGGGUUUCCUCAGUCGCAUAUGUUAAAUGUAACGACGUCACAGUAUAAUGUUCAUAUCCCUGAUCCAUCUUUUCUGGAUUCCUUGUUGGGCAAUGUCCACAGCUCAAAAAGAGCUGAAAAUUUCUUUAAUAACUACAGACACAGCAGGAUUUGAGCUGUGCCUGGUACAACGGUGCCUGGUAUCU
This is a messenger RNA of Cucurbita maxima (winter squash), 3119 nucleotides long. Its product is annotated as probable transmembrane GTPase FZO-like, chloroplastic. The record is from RefSeq and is a predicted model, not a curated record. The coding region runs from base 150 to 2915 and encodes 921 amino acids. NCBI's taxonomy places the organism in Eukaryota, Viridiplantae, Streptophyta, Magnoliopsida, Cucurbitales, Cucurbitaceae. Gene Ontology annotation, molecular function: GTP binding. The transcript has 11 exons. Gene Ontology annotation, cellular component: chloroplast membrane. Gene Ontology annotation, biological process: thylakoid membrane organization.